UAUGAAUCAUUUGUGUUUGAUCGAUUCUAAUUUCGAAAGCCAAUUCGGUAGAUAUAGACGGUUUCACUCAAAUUGGUGAGGGAAUCAUUUUGCAUUAGCAUCUUUGUUUGAGAAUCAUGUCCGAAAGUGAGCAGUCAACAAUUCCAUCCGAUUCAAUCAUGAUUCAAUCGAAUCAAACCGAUAUGAAUCAAUCAAAUGUAAUGAAAUGUUCACCCUCUCAACAAAUUCAAAUGAAACGAUUGGAAGAAUUUUAUUGCAAAAAACAUGCCAUCAUGUGUUUAACAGCAUUUGGCAUGGUAUUAUCAGUUGCCGCUUUUAUUUAUAUCCUUAUCACAAAAGAUGAAGUGGGUAAACUAAUUCAUAAAACAAAGCCAGAAAUUUCUGCCGAAAAUGCUACGCAAGGAUGGGUGUUGAUAAUGAGCAUUCUAAUUAGCUAUACAUUUACCUAUUCUCUUAUCGGUAUGUUCGCUGCUUUUUAUGAAAGUUAUCCACUUUCAGUUACUUUUUUGAUAUUGAACCUUAUCGGUUUGGUUACUACAGCUUCUAUGGCCAGCUAUAGAACAUCUUUUGGUACAUUAUCAUCAUUAAUCAUCGAUGUGAUCUUGAUCGCCCUAACCUAUUUCUUUAUUCAAGAUUUACGUGAUUUACGUCAUUUACCUCAACCUCAUUUAUCAAGUCCAAAAUUAUUGGAAUCAACUGGAUAAAAUAAGCAAACUGUUGUUUUGAAAAAUAUGUAAUUUUCAUUUUCCUCAU
Messenger RNA from Dermatophagoides pteronyssinus (European house dust mite), 753 nucleotides. RefSeq lists its product as uncharacterized. The record is from RefSeq and is a predicted model, not a curated record. NCBI's taxonomy places the organism in Eukaryota, Metazoa, Arthropoda, Arachnida, Sarcoptiformes, Pyroglyphidae.